AUGGAUAUUGAAGAUGAAGGCCAGGCUAGGGAGAAGUUUUUGAAUGUGUUUCCCCAGGUGAAAGUGGAGCUUGAGGGGUACAUAAGAAGGCUCCGUGAGUGUGCAGAUGAGGUUGGCCGGGUCCACAAGGGCUGCACCAUCACCAAUAUAGUAGCCAGCUCCACUGGUGCUGCGACUGGCCCUCUGGGCAUUCAUGGUCUGGGUCUGGUACCUGUCAUAGGGGGUCUCAGUCCGGAAACCUUGGUAGCUGGAGUGGGAGGCUCACAUGAGUCGCCUGCAACUGCCGAGGCCACUCUUGAUAAAGAGGAGGUAGUUGCAAAGGUUCUGCAUGAAAACUGGUCCAGUAUUUCUUCCUUAGCUGUUGAUACCAUGAAAGUCCUGGCUCGCGCUGCAAGAGAUAUUCGUAACCUCAGGCUAGGCCGCUUCACCUGUCAACCGGUAGUCAUGGCCGCAGGCCUCCUGACAGCGAACAGAGCCUUAGGUCUAGGCUGGGCACAGGUGAAGAGAGUUGUUAGAGGCACUCUUCGGGCAAUAGUCAGAGGAGCCCGGGUCAUAGGUAUGGCCAGCCUUGGUCUCUUCGUUUUGAUGGAAGCAGUCAGCCUUGUGUUCAAGUCAGGGAAUUUGCAUGAGGAAGCAAAGACAUGGUCAGCUGAAAGUAUGAGGGAGGAGGCCCAGGAGCUGGAUAGAAAGUUGGAAUUGCUCAUAAAGAUCUAUGAGAGUCUGAAGUAG
Messenger RNA from Nyctereutes procyonoides (raccoon dog), 729 nucleotides. RefSeq names its product apolipoprotein L3-like. Gene Ontology annotation, molecular function: lipid binding. The record is from RefSeq and is a predicted model, not a curated record. Gene Ontology annotation, biological process: lipid transport; lipoprotein metabolic process. The transcript has a single exon. Lineage: Eukaryota; Metazoa; Chordata; Mammalia; Carnivora; Canidae. Bases 1 to 729 code for a protein of 242 amino acids. Gene Ontology annotation, cellular component: membrane; extracellular region.